Molecule: messenger RNA, 2774 nt
Organism: Astyanax mexicanus (Mexican tetra)
Lineage: Eukaryota; Metazoa; Chordata; Actinopteri; Characiformes; Acestrorhamphidae
Product: P2Y purinoceptor 14
Exons: 2
Coding region: 634-1686 (350 amino acids)
Biological process (GO): G protein-coupled receptor signaling pathway
Cellular component (GO): membrane
Molecular function (GO): G protein-coupled purinergic nucleotide receptor activity
Source: RefSeq, a predicted model, not a curated record
GCUGCAUCAGAUGUUCAUGAUAACAGGGCACGCGACUUGUGUUGAAAUCAGUAGUCAGAUGGUGCAUUAGUGGGAGGAAAUAUGCUGAACGUGCCUGACAGGCACAACUUCCCAUUCUAAUUCUGCUUCCAGUGAACCUCCUCCCCCUCCUAUGCACACCCCUACUGAGCUCUGCAGGGGAGAUGAGGAGAGAAAAAGAAAAAAAGAGAGAGAGAAAGAGAGAGAGAGCACGCACUAGAGGGAAUAGUUAUAAAGUAAGUGAAGAUGACAGAAAACACAGCGGAGCAGCUGGCGUGAGAGAGAGAGGCCAGUGUGUUUAUGUUGCUCUGUUGGACUGAAAUCCUCACACCAGGGAUUUUGGAGGAGGAAGGAGAACUAUAACACAGAGCUCACAGACUGUUCCUGUGUGUCCACAUCUAUGCAAACAUCAUCAUGUUCAGGGCUGUGAACUACCAACCCACAAGACAGAAGUCACAGCUGCCCUCCUGUCCUACAGCAUCCUGUCUUUUACAUCCUUCUGUCAGAGAACUGCCAAUUUCUUAACCUGUCUCAUCAUUCUCACCUACAGUCUCCUAACUAAGCUUCAGGGCACAGUCCUGAUCCUCUGAUCCACUCAUCUACUGCUCUCAAGAUAUGAACUACAGCAAUGCUACCCCUCCCUCUGGCUGUGGAAGCCAAUCAGCUGGCAACAGGACAGACUUCAGCAGCGCAUUCACGCACCAGGUCCUUCCCGUGCUUUACGCUCUCAUCUGCGCAAGCGGCCUGGUUUUGAAUAGCCUGGCUGCAUGGAUCUUCUUCCGGGUGCCCAGCACUUCUGGCCUGGUGGUCUACCUGAAGAACAUGGUGGUGGCUGAUCUCCUGAUGCUACUCUCCUUCCCAUGGCGUGUGGCUAACGAUCUGGGCUAUGGUGGCUGGCGAAUGAAGGUGGUGGUGUGUCGCUACACGGCUGUACUUUUCUACCUCAGCAUGUAUACGGGCAUUGCUUUCAUGAGCCUCAUUAGUUUGGAGCGCUAUGUUAAAAUCGUCCGUGGCUCCUCUUCCUCCUCAUCCUCGUCUCGCUUUUGCUCUUCCUCCGCCUCAUCGCUCUUGCAGCGAGUACCAGUGGCCAGAAUUCUGGCCUUCGUGGUUUGGGCCUUGCUGCUGGUCUGCAUGCUGCCCAACACCCUAUUGACUAAUCGUCCGGCAGCUGAGGGCUGCUCGUGCGUGGAACUCAAGAGUUCAUUGGGCCGUCGCUGGCAUGAAGUCUCCGCCCACCUCAUCGUGGCCAUCUUCUGGUUGACCCUUGCGCUAAUGGCAUUCUGUUACACCUCCAUCGCUCGCCACGUGUACCGAUCCUACAAAAGAGUGAACCGAGACGGCAGUGAGGCCAGCCGCAAGUCCAACCGCAGCAUCUUCAGCCUGCUGGCAGUGUUUUUCCUGUGCUUCGUGCCCUACCACGUGUGCCGCGUGCCCUACACGCUAAGUCAGCGGCAAGGCUUCAAGCUUAGCCCCUACACUCGCUUCCAGCUCUUUCAGGCCAAAGAGGCCACACUUUUCCUGUCAGCCCUCAACGUGUGUCUAGACCCUGUCAUUUACUUCCUCAUGUGCAGGUCAUUCCGAGAGUUACUGCUGCGUAGGCUGUCUACUGCAGAGGUCGAGAACAGGAGGCCCUCUGUAACCAAUGGACUCAGUGUCAGUAACUUGUAGAAGACUACGUAAUGCGAUAGCUCUUAUGAAGUUGUACACUUCAAAACCAAAACAGUGGCGAAAAUAUCUAUUAAAACUGCAUCAUAAUCUGUACUAACAGUAAGAAAAUGUUCAAAUGAAAACACGAGCACAACUGGUCAUAUUCUCUAAUGGCACUCUCUACCCACGUCACUCCCAAAGGUGAUGCUGCACAGCACAGGCGUCUGUUAACUGAUGUAUCGGAACCAAUACAUCACUGCCUUUUCAGUGGCUGGCCGAAGAUUUCUUCCUCUUACUCUGAGGGAGUUUUUCUGUGCCACAGUUGCCACUACCACCUUGCCACUGUUGUCACUAUCACUGUGGUGCUUACUCAUACGAGAUUUGGACCUGUAUCUCUGUAAAGCAGCUUCAUGACAACAUUUGUUGCAAAAAGAGCUAUACAAUUACAUAUUAAUUGAAUUGAACUGAAUUGCUAGUGAUAUGGGUAGUCCAGCUCAGUGGGUGGGGUAAUCAGCCUAGCAAAAUAGGGCAAAAAUUUGGCUAAAAAAAAAAUGCGAAGGAACCACAACGAUUUCCCUUUUUCAUGCAUUGUUAAUAAUAACAAGUGUACUUUGUCAUUGGAGCUUAUUUGCUGUAAUUGUAAUUGGGGGAAACUUGUAGUGACAGUGAUUUGUGUGCAUUUACUAAACAACACUGAGAUUUCAUUUAAAAAUUCCUGUAUACCAAAAUGGACAAUGGAAAUUAAAAGCCUUAGCAGUGCAAUGGAUUUGUAACAACAUAUUCUGUUAAAUACAGAUUUUUUGCCACUGUUUUGUAGGUGUGAAAGCCAGUAGGUUUAAAAUAUAUUUUAUUGUUAAUAAUUAUUUUUUUUAAUAAAAUAUUUUAACCAAUCGAUCAUAUUGUCUUCAUAAGUUAAAACAGUGGGUGGAGGGCACACUCAUGUAUCUACUGAAAAAAAGCACACAAGACAAAAUAUAUCAGGUCUAGAUAUGUCCAGUUUAAGACAAUUGCAUGUGCAGUUGUUUAGGGUUUUCAGGUUUAAUGCUUUUUAUUUUUUGGUUGGCCACCAACCUGUUUCAUUCAGAACAUGAAAACAGACUUAUAACAAG